Neoarius graeffei (lesser salmon catfish) is the source of this 4441-nucleotide messenger RNA. Its product is annotated as NLR family CARD domain-containing protein 3-like. The transcript has 17 exons. The record is from RefSeq and is a predicted model, not a curated record. Gene Ontology annotation, molecular function: protein binding. NCBI's taxonomy places the organism in Eukaryota, Metazoa, Chordata, Actinopteri, Siluriformes, Ariidae. Bases 186 to 3755 code for a protein of 1189 amino acids.
GUGAAAGUGAAAGUGUUUAUUUUCCUCGACGUCAUUCGGAAGAGGGAUAUCUGUUUGCAAACGUGUGCCCAAGAUGAAGAGAUAAGACUCACCAGGGCCCAGCUGUGUGUCUAUGAAGAGUGAUUACGCCACAAUCACGAAAUUUUAAAGAUGGAGAAUCCACAGCUGGAUACAGUGAAACACAGAUGAAGAGAUCAGACUCACCAGGGCCCAGCUGUGUGUCCAUGAAGAGUGACAACUCUAUGGAUAUUCCAAUAGCUUUUAAAGAUGGAGAAUCCACAGCUGGAUACAGUGAAACACAGAUGAAGAGAUCAGACUCACCAGGGCCCAGCUGUGUGUCCAUGAAGAGUGACAACUCUAUGGAUAUUCCAAUAGCUUUUAAAGAUGGAGAAUCCACAGCUGGAUACAGUGAAACACAGAUGAAGAGAUCAAACUCACCAGGGCCCAGCUGUGUGUCCAUGAAGAGUGACAACUCUAUGGAUAUUCCAAUAGCUUUUAAAGAUGGAGAAUCCACAGCUGGAUACAGUGAAACACAGAUGAAGAGAUCAGACUCAUCAGGGCCCAGCUGUGUGUCCAUGAAGAGUGACAACUCUAUGGAUAUUCCAAUAGCUUUUAAAGAUGGAGAAUCCACAGCUGGAUACAGUGAAACACAGAUGAAGAGAUCAGACUCACCAGGGCCCAGCUGUGUGUCCAUGAAGAGUGACAACUCUAUGGAUAUUCCAAUAGCUUUUAAAGAUGGAGAAUCCACAGCUGGAUACAGCAGUGUGCCUAAGAUGAAGAGAUCAGACUCACUAGGGCCCAGCUGUGUGUCUAUGAAGAGUGAUAACUCUAUGAAUUUCCCACUAAAGUUCAAAGAUGGAGAAUCCACAGCUGGAUACAGUGUCCUACAGCGAGCAAGAAGCAAAACAGAACAGAAGAUCAUAAUCACAGAUACAGGGUGCAAGUCUCUAACUACUGAACCUCAUCUUCAGGAGAGAUGCAAAUUAAAUCUGAUAAAGAAGUUUCAGCAUGUAAAUGAGGUGAUAACAAACCAGGGAAACCCAACACUUCUCAAUGAGAUCUACACAGAGCUCUACAUCACAGAAGGAGACAGUGGAAAAGUCAAUAAUGAACAUGAGGUGAGACAGAUCGAGGCAGCAUCCAGGAGAGCAGCAACAGAGGAAACACCCAUCAAAUGCAAUGACCUCUUUAAGCCCUUAUCUGAAGAAGACGAACCCAUCAGGAGCGUUCUGACAAAGGGAGUCGCUGGCAUUGGAAAAACCAUCUCUGUGGAGAAAUUCAUUCUAGACUGGGCUGAAGGGAAAACAAACCAGGAUGUUCAUCUCAUAUUUCCACUUCCUUUCAGAGAGCUCAAUUUGAUGAAGGAUCAAAACCUGAGUCUGAUGGAGCUCCUUCAUUUCUUUAAGGAGAUAAAAGAAAUGAACAUUUCCAAUCUGCGCAAAGUUCUGUUCAUUUUUGAUGGUUUGGAUGAGUGUCGUUUUCCUCUGGAUUUCCAGAACACAGUGAGAUUGUGUGAUGUAACUGAAUCAUCAUCAGUGCAUGUGCUGCUGAUAAACCUGAUCAAAGGGAAUCUGCUUCCCUCUGCUCUCAUCUGGAUCACCUCCCGACCAGCAGCAGCUGAUCAAAUCCCCUCUGAGUGUGUCCAUCGAGUCACAGAGGUACGAGGGUUCAAUGACCCACAGAAGGAGGAAUAUUUCAGGAAGAGGAUCAGUGAUCAGAGCCUGAGCAACAGAAUCAUCACACACCUGAAGUCAUUAAGAAGCCUCUACAUCAUGUGUCACAUCCCAGUCUUCUGCUGGAUUUCAGCCACAGUUCUAGAGAGAAUGUUGGGUGAAGCAGAGAGUGGAGAGAUCCCCAAGACUCUGACUCAGAUGUACACACACUUCCUCAUCAUUCAGACAAACAUUGUAAAGAAAAAGUACACAAAGAGCAGAGAGGCAGAUAAAGAAAUGGUUCUGAAACUGGGUAAACUGGCUUUUCAGCAGCUGAUGAAAGGGAAUCUGAUCUUCUAUGAGGAAGACCUGAUGGAAUGUGGCAUUGAUGUGACAGAAGCAUCAGUUUAUUCAGGUGUGUGUACACAGAUCUUCAGAGAGGAGUGUGGGCUUCACCAGAGUAAAGUGUACUGCUUUGUUCAUCUGAGCAUUCAGGAACACCUCGCAGCUCUGUAUGUGCACCUGGUGUUUAUGAUUGAAAAGAGCAAUGUUCUUCAGCAGAGCCUGUUUUCUAAAAUGUUGAUGCUGUUCAGAGAAAUUCCAAUCACCGAUGUCCACAAGAGUGCUGUAGACCAGGCUUUACAGAGUAAAAAUGGACAUCUGGAUCUUUUCCUUCGCUUUCUUCUGGGUCUCUCAGUGGAGUCCAAUCAGAUCCUCUUACAGUCCAUAGUGACACAGACAGGUUCCCACAGUAACCAGGAAACAGUUCAAUACAUCAAGAAGAAGAUCAGAGAGAAUCCCUCAACAGAGAAAUCCAUCAAUCUGUUCCACUGUCUGAAUGAACUGGAGGAUCAUUCUCUCGUUGAGGAAAUCCAACACUCCCUGCAAUCUGGAAAUUUACACCAACUUAAUCUUUCUUGUUCUCAGUGGUUAGCUGUGGUGUUUGUGUUAUUGACAUCUAUGCAGGAAGAGGAUGUGUUUGUUCUUCAGAAAUAUACCAAAGAUCAGAGUAAAUCAAAUGAGGUUCUUCUGAAGCUCCUGCCUGUGGUUGCAGCAUCCAGAAAAGCUCAGUUGAAGAAUUGCGGUCUAAAUGAGAAAGGGUGUGCAGCUUUGGCUUCAGUGCUCAGCUCUGAAUCCUCCAAUCUGAGAGAACUGGAUCUGUCUGGGAAUAAACUCAGAGACUCAGGAGUGAAGCGUCUCUCUGCUGGACUGGAGAAUCCUCAUUGCAAACUGGAGACAGUGGGGUUGUGUUAUUGUGAAAUCUCAGAUGAAGGCUGUGCUGCUCUGACUUCAGCUCUGAGAUCAAACCCCUCACACCUGAGAGAACUGGAUCUGUCUGGGAAUGAACUCAGAGACUCCGGAGUGAAGCGUCUCUCUGCUGUACUGGAGAAUCCUCACUGUAAACUGGAGACACUGGGGUUGUGUUAUUGUGAAAUCUCAGAUGAAGGCUGUGCUGCUCUGACUUCAGCUCUGAGAUCAAACCCCUCACACCUGAGAGAACUGAAUCUGUCUGGGAAUAAACUCAGAGACUCAGGAGUGAAGCGUCUCUCUGCUGUAUUGGAGAAUCCUCACUGUAAACUGGAGAUACUGGGGUUGAGUGAUUGUGAAAUCUCAGAUGAAGGCUGUGCUGCUCUGACUUCAGCUCUGAGAUCAAACCCCUCACACCUGAGAGAACUGGAUCUGUCUGUGAAUAAACUCAGAGACUCAGGAGUGAAGCGUCUCUCUGCUGUACUGGAGAAUCCUCACUGUAAACUGGAGAGACUGAGGUUGCGUUAUUGUGAAAUCUCAGGUGAAGGCUGUGCUGCUCUGACUUCAGCUCUGAGAUCAAACCCCUCACACCUGAGAGAACUGGAUCUGUCUGGGAAUAAACUCGGAGACUCAGGAGUGAAGUGUCUCUCUGCUGUACUGGAGAAUCCUCACUGUAAACUGGAGACACUGGGGUUGAGUGAUUGUGAAAUCUCAGAUGAAGGCUGUGCUGCUCUGACUUCAGCUCUGAGAUCAAACCCCUCGCACCUGAGAGAACUGGAUCUGUCUGGGAAUGAACUCAGAGACUCACAAAAGGAGAAACUCUUCAGUCUUAAGCUCCAGAACUUGAGGGUCUGAAGAAGAAUCUUCAUCUGAUACCGACUCCAGUGAAGAUAUUUUUGAAUGAAAUGUGCUCGACUCACAGCAGCAUUUCCUGGACAGUUUUCUCUCACAUUGGAGAAUGAAGAACAUGUUGGUGAUUUUGCAGAGACGUGUACACAGUGGAUCAGAGACCCACCACUUAUCAGCCAUUCAACUAAUAAUAAUGUUCAUGAAGCCCUCAUUCAUAACGCCAUACAUUUUAAAUUCCAUUGGUGUGUGUGUGUGUGUGUGUGUAAGCUUGUGUGUUUGUGGAAGAAGAAACCUUUAUUCGUCAUAUGCACACUUCAAGCACAGUAAAAUUCAUCCUCUGCAUUUAACCCAUCUGAAGCAGUGAACACACGCACACACACUCAGAGCAGUGGGCAGCCACACCAGAGCGCCCGGGGAGCAGUCAGGGGUUCGGUACCUUGCUCAAUGGCACCUCAGCCCAAGGCCACCCCACAUCAACCUAACUGCAUGUCUUUGGGGGAAACCGGAGCACCCGGAGGAAACCCACGCAGACAUGGGGAGAACAUGCAAACUCCACACAGAAAGGCCCUCGCCGGCCUCGAACCCGGAACCUUCUUGCUGUGAGGCGACCAUGCUAACCACUACACCACCGUGCUGCCCGUAUGUCUAAUUGAAACAAUUCCUUGGGAAAAAAUAAAGUUGUAACAAAAUAA